AUGAAUAGAGAAAGGGUAUUCGAAUUCCAUAAACAUUUUAUACAAACUACUGAUUCGUCUGAUUGGAAUGCUAGGUUAUGUUGGCUUAAAAAAGUUUUGUUAAAAUUAAAUGAAACAGAACAUAUUCACUACGAAAUCAAGGGAUCUGAAAUUUACGACAUUCUCCCUUAUAUCGCACCAGAAUUCUUAGAAAUCUCAUGGGGAGAAUCAAAACUACUUACUCAAUCCGCAAAUAUCUAUCGGUUUGGUGUAAUUAUGACCGAG
This is a messenger RNA of Dentiscutata erythropus, 264 nucleotides long. Lineage: Eukaryota; Fungi; Glomeromycota; Glomeromycetes; Diversisporales; Gigasporaceae. The record is from the annotation of a GenBank genome assembly.